AUGACGAUGCGCUUAUCGGCCAUGUGUCCCUUAAUCUUUCUACUGGUUGGAGUUAACGCGGCCGGCAUUGGUGAGGCUUGGCAAAUUACACCGUAUCUGAAAUCCGUCUAUCCGGAUCAUUCCUUUUGGCCACGAUUGGACUCUUCAGCAUUCGAAGUCCGCACCGUGAGCGGAGUAGGUCGUGUAAUUCCGUUCGACGAAUCGCGAGAUGCUCAUAUUGAGAACGAAAAUCUCGAGCGUUUCCAGAAACUUUUGGAGGAUUCAUCUUAUAGCGAUGACUUUGUCCUCCCUCGUCAAGAGGAUAACAAAAACACACAUAUCCAGAAAACAUUGCGGAAAACACGUAUGACGAAAAUUUUACAUGCAGAUGAGGAAGACAAUGACGAUGACGAGCCAUUUAUAAAGGAGACCAGAGAAAUUGCACGUAUUCGUAGACAAGCGGAAAAUGGGACGAGCAUGGAAAAGAUCUCGACGACCAAGAGCGUACGCGAGGCUCGCCUGAAUUCACCUGAAACAUGGUCGACUUCGGUGCAACCGAUCUCGGUCGAAUUUCGUCAUCGUAUCCCGUUGGAUCAGGUGAUCCGGCAACAGCAGGAGGAAGAAGAGGCCGCCGCUCUGUCCAACAGCUAUCGCAGACAUCAAGCACCACGAGCAGACUUUGUAACGGGUCAACAUUUUCGACGAAACUACCCGGAGUACCGCGAGUCCAGGGAUAUGCCGGUCACCAAGAGCUACGACGACUACGACCAGAUGUCCUGGUACAGGAACGCGAUACGCGAGAGAGAUUAUGAGUAUCCGUCGUAUCGUCGAGGAUAUAGCUACCACUAUCCCGAUCGCUACCGGAUGGAGAGAGAUUAUUACGCGCGUCUGCCGAAUAAUCAAUAUUACUACGAUCGUUACGAUCGUUACAGAGAGGACGAUUUCGAUCUCUACGGUAGAAAUCGACCCACGCCAAAGCCCAGACGGAUCAUCUACUACGCUACCCUGCCGGAGGUCGUGAGAAAGCCGGUAGAUCUGAGAAAUUAUCCACGAUACGACAAGACAUCGGUCACGCGAGACGAUGCUUAUAAACGCGUACCUGGUAACGUUGAUCCCGGCAGGUAUCGAUAUAGACAGUCAUAUGACGGGUAUGAUCCGUAUGCAAAGAGAUCGAGCUAUUACGAUCGUCCCUACGAAUAUCCCGAGAGCGACUCGCGGCGGGUCAAGGUGUCGACCAAGGAGAAUUUGAGCAGCGAGCGGAAGGUGAGCAAUCUCAUUGCUAUCAGGGACAAUGGCGGCAAACUACCCUGGCCCGUGCAAAUUGGCACGGAAGUCAGUAUUAAGGACGACGAGAGGAUUCCCGGCCGGAAGAUCUUUGGCGAAUCUAACGGCGGCUAUGACAGGUUCCAGAACGCACAGUUACAGAAAGCCCCGGACGCCACGGGAUCCAGCGAACUCCAAAGCGACAAUUAA
Formica exsecta is the source of this 1452-nucleotide messenger RNA. RefSeq lists its product as uncharacterized. The record is from RefSeq and is a predicted model, not a curated record. The coding region runs from base 1 to 1452 and encodes 483 amino acids. The transcript has a single exon. NCBI's taxonomy places the organism in Eukaryota, Metazoa, Arthropoda, Insecta, Hymenoptera, Formicidae.